AAGACUCUUCAAUAGUCCCAUUGACAUAGAUACCUCCAUACAUUCACCUCGAGGGCUGAAGAGCUAAUCCUGAUCCUAAUCAAGAAUAAUGCCGGUUAGUGAGGUUAUGGCAGGGGCUGCUAUUGGACUUGCUCUCCAAGUCCUUCACGACGCCAUCAAAAGAGCUAAAGAUAGAUCUUUAACCACAACAUGCAUCUUGGACCGUCUCGAUGCAACAAUCUUUAGGAUCACUCCGUUGGUGGCUCAAGUUGAUAAGCUUAGCGAAGAAGUGGAAGAUUCACCGAGGAAAGUUAUUGAAGAUCUUAAGCAUCUCCUUGAAAAGGCCGUUUCUCUUGUUGAGGCCUAUGCGGAACUCAGACGCAGAAACUUACUCAAGAAGUUCAGGUAUAAGAGAAGAAUAAAAGAGUUGGAAGCUUCAUUAAGAUGGAUGGUGGAUGUGGAUGUUCAAGUCAAUCAAUGGGUAGAUAUCAAAGAAGUCAUGGCCAAGAUGUCUGAAAUGAACACUAAACUUGACGAAAUCACGCGUCAACCAACAGAUUGUAUUUGUUUCAAGAGCAGUCAUAGCAUAUCACAAAGUAGUAAUCAAGAUAUUGUCGAAGUCUCAGAGCGAUCUUUGGAAGAAAAUGCUGAAUGUUCGAGUGAUGGAUCAAAGCCGAAGAUUGAUAUACACAUUCAGUGGAGUUCAAGAAAACGGAACAAAGACAGUGAAAUCCGAUUUGUAUUGAAGUGAUGAUUCUUGAUGUACCAAUUGUGUGAAAUCACUCAAAUGUGAUCAAGUUGAAUUGUUCAAGAUGUAGAUU
Molecule: messenger RNA, 800 nt
Organism: Capsella rubella
Lineage: Eukaryota; Viridiplantae; Streptophyta; Magnoliopsida; Brassicales; Brassicaceae
Product: RPW8-like protein 3
Exons: 2
Coding region: 89-730 (213 amino acids)
Biological process (GO): defense response to fungus
Source: RefSeq, a predicted model, not a curated record